Aspergillus niger is the source of this 1479-nucleotide messenger RNA. RefSeq lists its product as uncharacterized. Gene Ontology annotation, molecular function: transmembrane transporter activity. Gene Ontology annotation, cellular component: membrane. Lineage: Eukaryota; Fungi; Ascomycota; Eurotiomycetes; Eurotiales; Aspergillaceae. Gene Ontology annotation, biological process: transmembrane transport. The record is from RefSeq and is a predicted model, not a curated record. The coding region runs from base 1 to 1479 and encodes 492 amino acids. The transcript has 5 exons.
AUGGCAUCCAAAAUCUCCGAUAUGGACGCAACAACGGCCGAUCAUCUCGAAUCGACAGAGAAAAAAGACCCCUAUGCGGCAGACCCAGGCAUUGAAAUUGACGAGGCAACUGAUAAACGACUCUUUUGGUUGAUCACUCGUCGUAUCCUGGUUAUCCAAAUUGUUACCUAUUUCUUUCAGUCGCUUGACAAGGGCAUUCUGAAUUAUGCCUCUAUCAUGGGUAUCAAGGACGAUGCACAUCUGGUCGGACAAGAGUAUUCGUUACUGGGUACGAUUUUGUACAUCGGGAUCCUCGUGGGAGAGUAUCCCCAAAACCUGCUGCUGCAGAAGUUUCCGGUCGCCAAAAUGCUCUCUGUCAAUGUAUUUAUCUGGGGUGCGAUUGUGGCCUGCUCGGCCGCAUCUACGCGCUUUGGAUCUCUCAUGGCAGUCCGGUUUCUGUUGGGGUUCUUCGAGAGCUGUAUUCAGCCUGCAAUGAUGCUCAUAACAGCCAUGUGGUAUAAGCGGGAAGAGCAGUCGGUGUUGAACUCGAUAUGGUACUGUAUGACGGGAGUGCAACUGAUGAUUGGUGGUCUUCUCGCCUUCGGCACUUCACAGUACGUAGGCGGAGUGAUAAAGAACUGGCAACUGCUUUUCCUCGCUCUUGGAUGCGCGACAUGCGUGUGGUCAUUCUUUAUUGGCUUCUUCCUACCUGAUAGCCCUCUCUCAGCCAAGUGCUACAGCGAAGAAGACAAGAAACUGAUGGUAGAGCGCGUACGGCAUAACGAGACGGGAAUCGAGAACCGACAAUUCAAGCGAUAUCAAGUCAUCGAAACGAUCCAGGAUCCUAUUGUCUGGUGCUGCGUGAUGCUCAUUCUCGUGGCCAACCUAGUUAUCGGUGGUCUGGGCGUCUUCUCCAACCUAAUCAUCGAGCAAUUCGGCUUCUCUCUGCUUCAAACCGAGCUUUUGAAUAUCGCCCAAGGCUCAUGGACAAUCAUCGUAAUGGUUGGAUCAGCAUGGUGCUCGCAACGCUUUCAACAGACGUGUUUAAUCAUGAUCCUCUGGACAAUUCCAGCCAUCGUCGGAACCAUCGUUAUCCUGGUCGUAACACCCACAUCAUCCAACGCCGGCGGCAUGCUCAUCGCCUUCUACUGCACGCAGUUCUUCCUCGCCGAGGGCAACAUGAUCAUCUCCUUGAUCACCCGCAACACAGCCGGUCAGACUAAGAAGAGCCUAACAAUGACCUUCCUUUUCGUGGGAUGGGCCGUGGGGAAUCUCAUCGCGCCGCAGAUCUUUCAGGAUUCUGAUGCUCCACGAUACUUGCAUGGCUUUCUGGCGCAUAUUGUGAUCUAUGCUGUCUUCAUUGCGCUGACGGUUUUGACGAGGGUGAUUUUGACGAGGCGGAAUAAGGCCAAGGAGGGCGAGAGCAGUGAUGUCUCGCAUGAGUUGGCGUUUCAGGAUUUAACGGAUCGGGAGAAUCCAAAUUUUCGGUAUGUAUAUUAG